Messenger RNA from Microthlaspi erraticum, 1821 nucleotides. NCBI's taxonomy places the organism in Eukaryota, Viridiplantae, Streptophyta, Magnoliopsida, Brassicales, Brassicaceae. The record is from the annotation of a GenBank genome assembly.
AUGCCGGGAAGGCUCCUUUCAGAAAAUGUACUGUUAGCUACUGAAAUAGUACAUGGUUACAACUGGAGAAACAUAGAGCCGAGAGGUAUGCUCAAAGUGGAACUCAGGAAAGCUUUUGACUCUGUGAGGUGGGAUUUCAUCUCUGCAACUUUGAGAGCAAUUGACAUGCCGAGUGGCUUUGUAAAUUGGAUUGAGCAAUGUAUUUCCACAGCCUCCUUCACGGUCUCCGUCAACGGUAACUCCGGAGGUUUCUUUGAGAGCUCCAAGGGUUUGAGGCAAGGAGAUCCUCUUUCUCUUUACCUUUUUGUGCUAGCAAUGGAGGUUUUCUCAAGGCUUCUGCAAUCGCGGUUUGGUGCAGGUUAUAUCCAUUACCAUCCUAAAACAUCGGAGCUAAAUAUUUCACACCUCAUGUUUGCGGAUGAUGUAAUGGUGUUUUUCGAUGGAGGUACUUCCUCUCUUCAUGGCAUCUCCGAGGCUUUGGACGACUUCGCCAGUUGGUCGGGUUUGCAAAUAAAUAAGGACAAAACGCAGCUCUUUCAUGCGGGUGUGACUCACAGUGAAUCCAUAGCAUUCACAGAUUUUGGUUUCCCUGUUGGUUCUCUCCCAAUACGUUACCUCGGUUUGCCUCUAAUGCAUAGAAAGCUAAGAAUCUCGGAGUAUGAGCCUCUUAUGGAUAAACUGAGAAAAAGAUUCAACUCUUGGGCUGCAAAAACACUUUCUUUCGCAGGAAGAACCCAGCUGAUAGCUUCAGUGAUUUCAGGAACAGUAAACUUUUGGAUAUCAACUUUUAUCCUCCCAAAAGGAUGCAUUAAAAAGAUUGAAUCCAUGUGUGCAAGAUUCCUGUGGACAGGGGCUAUAGAGUCAUCACGUGGAGCAAAGGUAGCCUGGUCAACGGUGUGUCUGCCUAAGGAAGAAGGUGGCUUAGGUCUGAGGCGUUUCACGGAGUGGAAUAAAACGCUAUGUCUGAGAUUCAUCUGGUUGCUGUUUUCAGAGAAUGACACUCUUUGGAGCUCUUGGCACAAGCAUCAUUAUAUUAGAGGGGACUCGUUCUGGAGUCUAAAAGAAAAUGCAGGCUUUUCUUCCUCCUGGAACUCGAUUCUCAGGCUGAGACCUGAAGCAAAGAAGUUCAUUAAAGCGGUGGUGGGAAAUGGUUUGAAAAUAAGCUUCUGGUUUGAUGUAUGGACUCCACUUGGACCGCUAAUUGACAUCAUAGGCGACCAAGGACCGAGAGACCUCAGAGUAGACAUUAAUGCCAAGGUGCAAGAGGUGUGCUCUGAUGGUAUAUGGAAUCUGCCGCAACCACGAUCCAACGAGGUGGUAAAUUUUCACUCUUUCUUGACAACAAUCCCUGUUCCAUCCGACUCCUUGCAGGAAGACUUUUAUACUUGGACAGUGGGUUCUACUACUUGCAAUGGUUUUGAUGCAGCCCAAACCUGGGAGGCUUUGAGACCGCGAGCGGAACCUAUGCAAUGGACUUCCUCUGUCUGGUUCAAAGGAGCGGUUCCAAAACAUGCUUUCAACAUGUGGAUCACACACCUUGAUAGGCUCCCAACCCGAUCCCAACUGGCAGCAUGGGGCAUCACCAACUCAGUAGACUGUUGUUUCUGUGGCAGGGAAGCAGAAACAAGGGAUCAUCUCUUCUUCCGGUGCAGCUUUAGCUCUCAAAUUUGGUCUUCCUCUCUCCUGAAAAUAGACCCUAGACAAGCUAUCUUCCGCUCUUGGCCGGAGAUUCUUUCCUGGACGAGAAACGACACAACAAGAACCCCAGCUCUUGUGAGAAAACUAGUGGCUCAAUCGAUCAUCUACCAUAUUUGGAGGUAG